Molecule: messenger RNA, 828 nt
Organism: Camellia sinensis
Lineage: Eukaryota; Viridiplantae; Streptophyta; Magnoliopsida; Ericales; Theaceae
Source: RefSeq, a predicted model, not a curated record
AUGACAGAGUUAUUUGUCAAAUCACUGUGGCCAGAAGAGUUGGUUGGUUUUAUGGCAAUCGAUGCUGAAGGAAGUGCUGGAGGGUUGCUUUAUGUUAAACUGAAAGCCUUAAAGGAAGCACUGAAAGUAUGGAAUAUUGAAGUGUUUGGGAAUGCUGAAUACAAGCUCAAAGAGGCAAAGGAUGCAAUGCAUGCAUUAGACUUGGCUGCUGAGGAAAGGCCUUUGAAUGAUAUUGAAAUAUCCAGAAGAAGAGAGGUUAAAGGGGAGAUUUGGAAGCUGAGAAAAAUGAAGGAAUGGAUCUGGGUGCAGAAAUCCAGAGUAAACUGGGCUUUAAAAAGAGAUAAAAAUACUAUGUAUUUCCACAUUAUGGCUACAAAGAGGUUGAGUAGAAAUCUGAUGGAUUCAAUCAUAAUCAAGGGUACUUCUUACAAUAAUCCUCAAGAAAUGAAACGAGAAAUUGCAAGGUACUUUGGAGAGGCAUUUGCAGAAGCUUUGAGGGGAUGGAGGAUAAUAAACGAUGAUAUUCUCAAAUUUAUGGCAGAUUUUCAUGAGAAUGGGAAGCUGGUGAAGGGCCUAAAUGCUUCUUUUGUAUCUUUAAUUCCUAAGCAGGAAAACCCAACAAGUAUCCAAGAUUAUAGACCAAUCAGUCUCAUAAAUUCCAUGUACAAGAUUCUAUCAAAAGUCUUAGCUAGUAGAUUAAAACAAGUAUUACCAAGUAUCAUUAACUCAACACAGUCUGCAUUCCUGAGUGGGAGAAGUAUACUGGAUGGGAUAUUAGUAGCAAAUGAAGUGGUAGACUGGUGGAAAGAUCCAAGAAAAGUGGGUUAA